This is a messenger RNA of Venturia canescens, 1425 nucleotides long. It is a transcript of the gene SamDC, whose product is annotated as S-adenosylmethionine decarboxylase. The coding region runs from base 387 to 1421 and encodes 344 amino acids. Lineage: Eukaryota; Metazoa; Arthropoda; Insecta; Hymenoptera; Ichneumonidae. Gene Ontology annotation, molecular function: adenosylmethionine decarboxylase activity. The transcript has 6 exons. Gene Ontology annotation, cellular component: cytosol. Gene Ontology annotation, biological process: spermine biosynthetic process; spermidine biosynthetic process. The record is from RefSeq and is a predicted model, not a curated record.
GAAGCGCGCACGCAGCACACAUUGGUCGGUUGAUUUUUUGUUUCCUCUCAUUUCAGUGAAGCAAAGUUCGGUGAAGGAGUCGGUAGUGUGUACCGCGCGGUGUCACGAGUUCGUGAAAAACGAACCUCACAAAAUAAAAAUCACGAUAAAUAAAUAAACGAGCUGAAGAAACUUGACGACGAGAAAGAGAUAAAUUCUUGCCCGUUUUAAAUCACGUGUUGAGAAAAAAAACAAACCCAAACAAAAAGAAAAUCGAAAAACCGAUCGAUCUAAGAGCGGCGUGUCAAAAAUUCUAGUCGAAGAGACACUUUGAAAACGGGGGAAAAAACUGUAUAAAAAAUAGAAAAUUUUGUGAGGAAUCGAGGAGGGAAGAGACUCUCUUCAGGAUGGCCGCAAAUAAGGAAGAAAACAUCGAGAACGGACAGUUUUUCGAGGGCGUUGAAAAGCUCCUCGAAAUAUGGUUCACGAGCAACGAUGGACAAGAUAGGAACCGCGAUCUCCGCGAAAUACCCCGAGAAAACUGGGAGUCCCUUUUGAAGAUGGUGCGCUGCGAGAUCAUCAGUUUCUGUCGGAACGAUCAAGUCGACGCGUACGUCUUGAGCGAGAGCAGCAUGUUCGUCUCUAAACGAAGAUUGAUCCUCAAAACUUGCGGGACAACUACACCCCUCCAAUGUCUCGAGGCGCUGCUCGAUCUCGUCGAGCAGUACACCGGAUUCGACCAAGUUGAGGAUUUGUUCUAUUCUCGGAAAAAUUACAAGCGCCCGGAACUUCAGAUAUCUCCGCAUCAGGCGUUCGAGGAUGAAGUUUCCCUCCUCGAUACAAUAUUUCCAGACGGUGAGGCUUACUGUCUGGGUGACGUUGACAGAGAUUGUUGGUACCUGUACACCCUCAACAGGGAGAAACCUCUCGGUGACAGGACCAAAGAGCCGGAUCAGACUCUCGAGAUUCUCAUGACGAAUCUUGAUCCCGAUGUAAUGUCGAUUUUCACGAGAGACGUUUGUUCAUCCGCUGCCGAAGCAACCGAGAAAUCAGGAAUUGACAAACUCAUUCCCAGCAUGGUCAUUGACGACUUCCUAUUUGAGCCUUGUGGCUAUUCCAUGAACGGAGUGUCCAAGAGCGGUAGUUACAUGACGAUUCAUAUAACGCCGGAGCCGGAAUUUUCUUACGUGUCGUUCGAGAGCAACAUCCCGGAGGCAUCGUACGAGGAGGUAAUACGUCGUGUGCUUGAAACGUUUAAGCCGGGCAAUUUCGUCGUGACGAUAUUUGCAAACAAAGAGUCAGUAGCGGCGGAGUCUCCUCGGGAAUUGGAGCAGACGGAUUACUUGAAUUUCAAGGGUGAAUGGUUGAGGAACGACGUGCAAUACUGUCGUUUCAAAAACUACGAUCUAACAUGCGCAUUUUAUUCUAAAUUCCCAAGCUGAUGGU